Molecule: messenger RNA, 854 nt
Organism: Salvelinus sp. IW2-2015
Lineage: Eukaryota; Metazoa; Chordata; Actinopteri; Salmoniformes; Salmonidae
Product: retinol dehydrogenase 8
Biological process (GO): retinol metabolic process
Cellular component (GO): cytosol
Molecular function (GO): all-trans-retinol dehydrogenase (NAD+) activity
Source: RefSeq, a predicted model, not a curated record
GAAUAAUAGGAAAURCUCUGAGACCAGGUUGCAGCAAUAGGCCCAUGUCUAACAGAUGUGUAAGCAUCCAAACACAGCAACAUUAAACAUAGGCCCUACUGGGAAAUACAUAUUUAUUGAGGCUGUUGUUCAAAAUUACAUGAGAAAUGCUUAUCAUUGUAACCCCUACCMAUAUGUUAGGCKGCCACACACAGUAAAACRGGCAUUCAUUUAGGGCAAGCAGCAUUUAUCAGAUUAAACAUUCUGCUGGCAACCGAGUUUGCGAGGUGCCUCGUCUUUUUUAGUAAACGAUUUUAUAGGACAUGUGACUAAAUGACCCGCUCACAUGGCCGCUGUGUUUGCAUGAUCCGCUUUGGUUUUUAAAGUCCAGUGCUCGAGCUCGCUCUGCAACAACCAUCCGGAGCAGAAGAACACUAAAACGCACGACCUAACCGGACAAGCCAUGGCGAGCAGUGGACAAAAAGUAGUUCUGAUCACCGGUUGCUCCUCCGGCAUCGGGUUACGAAUCGCCGUCCUGCUGGCCAAAGAUGAGAAGAAGCGUUACCAUGUCAUUGCCACCAUGCGUGACCUGAAGAAGAAGGAUAAGCUGGUGGAGACAGCAGGUGAUGCGUAUGGGAAGACCCUCAUGCUGCUGCCUCUGGACGUGUGCAGUGAUGAGUCAGUCAAGCAGUGCAUCAACAGUGUCAAGGACCGCCAUAUUGAUAUCCUCAUCAACAAUGCAGGUGUGGGCUUGUUGGGACCAGUGGAAAGCAUCAGUAUGGAAGACAUGAAGAGGGUGUUUGAGACCAACUUCUUUGGCGUGGUGAGGAUGAUUAAAGAGGUCAUGCCUGACAUGAAGAAGAGGCGGGCGGGAC